GGUGACACUGACGACUAUAUUCAUUCAGACUUGGCUUAGGGUUUAUCGAUUUACUCGAAGUUUUGGAGCUUCGCAUAGUGAACUUGGUUUAUUUCGAGCAACAACAAAAAGGUCGAUGCGUGUGAAGUCUUUUUACUAGAGAAAUCGUUAAUUUUUCGGUGGUAACCGUAUGAGUCAUCUUGAAAACGAAUCAUACUUGCUGGUCAUUUUGUUGACAACAGUGGAAUAAGAUAGACAGAUAACAAUCCUUUACCAUUUUUGACGUUUGAACUGCAUCGUGUCGUCUGUGAUUUUCCACAAAACCUGGAGUUCUCUGAUUCACACGCCGAGAAACUGGACAGGAGAAUAAGUAAUCUAACAUAAAAGUCAACAUGGAUAUUGGCUUUUCGUCAUAUCACAAUGGUGGACCCGCAAGGGAACAAGAUUUUGGCAGAUUAUCACAGACAAUUGGAACGUCAAUUUUGAAGAUAUCUCAAAAUGUAUCUUCCAUGCAAAAGAUGGUUAAUCAAUUGGGUAGCUCUACAGAUUCUCAAGAGCUACGGAAUCAAUUGCAUCAAAUACAACAUUAUACGCAACAGCUGGCAAAAGAUACUAGUGUGCAUCUUAGAGACUUGGCUAUAUUGGCUAAUAAUUCAGGAUCUACCAGUCCUGGUGAACAGAGACAGCGUAAAAUGCAAAGGGAACGUUUACAAGAUGAAUUUACAAGUGCAUUAAAUUCUUUCCAAGCAGUGCAAAGGCUUGCAGCCUCUAAAGAGAAGGAAAUGGUUAGAAAAGCAAAGGCAAGUGCAGGUAUUACUCCAUUUGGAGAGAAGAAACAAGAGACAUUAAUAGAGUUACAAGAUAGCAGAACUCAGAAGCAAAUACAGCAACAGCAGUUAAAAGAGGAACAAAACUUGCGAAUGUUGGAAGAACAAGAAGCAAGUAUAAGACAAUUGGAGAAUAAUAUUAGUGACAUCAAUCAAAUUUUCAAAGAUCUUGGUGCUUUAGUAUAUGAUCAAAGAGAAGUCAUUGAUUCCAUAGAGGCUUCUGUUGAAAGAACAGAAGUAUCUGUCCAUGAAGCUUCUUCACAUGUAAGACAAGCAACUAUGUAUAAAAAUAAACUGCGCAAGAAAAAAUGCAUACUCGUUCUUAUUGGAGCAUUCGUGCUGUCUAUAUUAAUCGGAAUCAUUGCUUGGCAAAGCUCUUAAAGUAUUUGAUGGUACAAAAUGACGGUAAAAGACGUAGCUGCACUGCAUCUUAACUGCAAGGUACCAUACUUGGUGUAUUUUCUGAAAAAUCUCCUGAUUUAAUUAAAGUCGCUUUACGAAUAUGAGGGAAGAGUAGUACUAUCAAUCAAUGGAAGUGAACGUAACGGAAAAAACUUGCAUCGCACUAUAUCUUACUAAUAACAUUCUUAUAAUUGUGAUAAUAAAUGGUGCAAGAUCUAUUUUACGAAUAAGAUGUGCAACGGCAAGUCUAAGACUGCCCAGUCCAUUUGUACGUUUCAUUACUCAAUGUGUAAUAUUAGUGCAUAAAUAUAUAUAUAAAAAGGAAAAAUAUAUAAAUAUAUACGUAUAUACGUAUAUAGGUCUAUUCAUGAUAUAGUUGUGAUUAAUAAUUUAACAUUAUUUUAUGGAUUAUAAUAUGUGAAUAUAGAGAUUCAUUUUGAACGAUGCCAGUCUGCAUUUUGAAAACUGAAUCUCGUGUGAAUUGUAUGAAUCGGUAAGGAGUGAAUGUAUCGGUAUAAUCAUCAUAUAGUAUGCAAAUUGCGAACAUACUACAGAGAUUGUUCUUAUCUAUAAACAUUAAGAUAAAAAAAAAUCAAUGCGGAUAUUAUGAAACAGCAGAGUAUAUGAAUGAAAAAUCAAUGUAAGCUAAUUGUAUUAUAUUUAAGAAUGUUGAUUUAUUUUAGCCAAAAUGUAAUAAAUCAUGUAAAAUGAAGUACAUAUAUCAAAUUUGAA
Messenger RNA from Bombus pyrosoma, 1940 nucleotides. RefSeq names its product syntaxin-7 (gene Syx7). The transcript has 6 exons. The coding region runs from base 372 to 1187 and encodes 271 amino acids. NCBI's taxonomy places the organism in Eukaryota, Metazoa, Arthropoda, Insecta, Hymenoptera, Apidae. Gene Ontology annotation, biological process: vesicle-mediated transport; vesicle fusion; intracellular protein transport. Gene Ontology annotation, cellular component: SNARE complex; endomembrane system; synaptic vesicle. The record is from RefSeq and is a predicted model, not a curated record. Gene Ontology annotation, molecular function: SNAP receptor activity; SNARE binding.